AUGCCUCCCAAGGCCGCAUCCCGAGGCCGGAAACGCGCAGCACUCGUCGCGUCAGACGCGUCGCAACCUGAACCGCCAGCGCUGCCACAAGAUGUCAACGAAGAGCUCAGCUUUGAGGGCCAGGUCCAGAGCACCCCCAGACCACGAGGGCGGCCUCCGAAGAACAAGCCAAUCGCGCAAUCGGGCCUCACGCCAGAACCGCAAUCGGCCCCUGCGCCAGAAUCGCAGCCGCGCCGUCGCGGAAGACCACCAGGCGCGAAGAAACAAGAGCCCGACACUGGCACCCAACCCAGCCAAACCGAUGGGCCUGCCGCUGCAACAGUCACUGCCAGCCAAGUGCAUGUGACAGCUGAGCCAUCCGAUGGCCCGCAAGAGACGAUCAACGACGAGACACCGAAGCCUGGCCGGCAGGUUCGCAAGAGGAAACGUGGGCGACCCUCGCUCGCAGAAACCGCUGCCGAGACGCAGCCACAGCAAGAGGAGGAGCCGCCAGAGCCUCAAAAGACGCAGAAGCGCAAACGAGGGCGGCCACCUGCCGAAGAAAAAGAACAAGCACAAGGCGAACCAUCCGAAGAUCGUACACAGCAGCCACCUCCAUCAACGACAGCCGAGGCUUCAGCAAUCGAGGCAGAUCCGCCCGCGAAGAAGCCGAGAGGCCGUCCGCGCCGGAGCGACGUCUCUCUCCCAUUCGAUCCACCACCACCAGAAUCACAAUCACAACCAAAACCAAAACCAAAACUAAAACCAAAGCCAAGAGGCCGGCCCCGAACCUCGAACAUAUCCGCUGCCGAACCCCCGCAAUCUCCCAAACCCAAGAACAAGAGCAAAGCACCACGGCCCUCGACCGAUGUCCCAACCACCGAACCCGUGCCCAAGAAGCGUCGCGUCACCGCAGACUCCAUGACCGACGUCCCUGCUCCACCGAAGCCCUCCAUGUUAUUUCGCCAUAUCGGCACCAAACCAGCCUCGAUUCCGCGCGCCAGGAUCGAAGCAACUUGGAUCCCGCUCCCCGCCCCCUCAAUCGCAAUAGUCACGUCUCUUCUCCAUCUCGCCGAGCGGCCCGUCCUCCAGCGCCUCGCAACAAAUACCAAACGCCGCGACCACGCCGCUUUUGCUCUCCGCACCGUCUCGCACAACCUCGCCCGCAAGCUCGCCCGCCGCUUCCCCUUCCCGCCAGCCGCCUCCGGUGCCCCCGGCCGCACUCGCGCAGUGGGGCGAGCAGCAGCCCGGGACGCCGACCCCCGCGACGAGGAGCUCGACUACGAGCGCUGCAUCGACGCCAUUCGCCGCCUCCGCGAGGAUGCGCGCAAGGCACACCCCCUCGUGCCUGACGAGCGGGGCAAGCCCGCUGUCGUCGAGUCGCGUCCCGCCGACAGGACACUUCACGUGGCUGAUGCGCCGCCGCAGGGUUUGUUCCAGGACAUUGAUAUGCCCGGUCUCGAGGGUAUUGGUGCCCGCCUGGGCAGUCAUAUGGAGAGUCUGCGCGCCAACCUGCAGCCCGUCGAGCAUGUCGUGCCAGAGAUUGCACGGAGCAGAGCGGUGCUGCGAGCUGUGUUGGCCCAGCAUCUUGAGCCGCAGCAGUUCCAGCAGGUUUUGCUUGGAUAG
This is a messenger RNA of Verticillium alfalfae VaMs.102, 1605 nucleotides long. RefSeq lists its product with no specific name. Lineage: Eukaryota; Fungi; Ascomycota; Sordariomycetes; Glomerellales; Plectosphaerellaceae. The transcript has 3 exons. The record is from RefSeq and is a predicted model, not a curated record. Bases 1 to 1605 code for a protein of 534 amino acids. Gene Ontology annotation, molecular function: DNA binding.